Molecule: messenger RNA, 1167 nt
Organism: Aspergillus niger
Lineage: Eukaryota; Fungi; Ascomycota; Eurotiomycetes; Eurotiales; Aspergillaceae
Exons: 3
Coding region: 1-1167 (388 amino acids)
Cellular component (GO): mitochondrion
Molecular function (GO): DNA endonuclease activity; Y-form DNA binding; crossed form four-way junction DNA binding
Source: RefSeq, a predicted model, not a curated record
AUGAAAUACCCCUGGCUCCGCCCCCUCAAAGCAAAAGCCUUGCAACAAAUAGCCCAGAAAACGGGGAUUCAAAGCUCAGGCACCAAGGCUGUGUUGGUGGAGAGGUUAGAAGGGGAACUUACUCCUCUCUUCCCUCAUAUUCAGAAUGACAGAGGGAAGCUGAACGAACAUAAGAACGAAAAGAGAAGGAAUAAUGAUGAUAAUGAUGGGAUAAGAGUCCUAAGCAUCGAUAUGGGGAUUCGGAAUCUGGCUUUUGCGGUGUUGCAUUCUCCUUAUCCUUCCUCCUCCUCUUUUUCUUCUUCGGGAUCAAUAUCAUCUACUGGAUCAUCCGAGGCAUAUACACCCAGAGACAAAGCCAAGGAAGGGAAUAGCAUAACCCUCACCGCGUGGAAAAGACUCUCCAUUCCUGAUCUGUGCUAUGCGCAACUUGAAGGAACCCCAUCCCUCAUCACCACCACUACCAAACCCAAGUCACAAGUCACAGAAGAAGCUAAAGAAGACUUUUCCCCCUCCCUCUACGCCCGCCACGCAAACACCCUCAUCACGACCCUCCUGUCCACGUAUAACCCCACCCACAUCCUGAUCGAAAGACAGCGGUUCCGCACGGGAGGCGGGUCCGCGGUCCAGGAGUGGACGAUCCGCGUGGGUGUUUUGGAGGGGAUGUUGUAUGCUGUUUUGGAGACGAUUAAUUCGUCCCUUUUAUCUUCUUCUUCUUUUUCUUCUGGUGGUAAGGUGCAGGUGUAUCCUGUUGAGCCUGGGAGGGUGAGUCGGUUUUGGGGGGAGGAAUCUGGGGAUAUUGGUGAUGGGGGUGGAGAUAUGGUGGUGAAGAAGCAGAAGAAGAGGAAGAAUGUGAGGGAUGUGAAGAAGAUGAAGAUUGCGUUGGUGAGGGAGUGGUUGGUGUCUGCUGCGAAUGACGAUGGGGAUGGGAGGGUAGUGCUUGGUGGUAGUGCUGGGGAGGGGGAUGAGGUGAGGGAGUUGGCGAGUGCGUUUCUGGAAAAGUGUGAAGGGAAGAGACGGACCAAGAAGGGGGAAGAUGGUGUGGAUAUUGGCAAAUUGGAUGAUUUGGCGGAUUGUCUUGUGCAGGGGGUUACUUGCUACUUUUUACAAGUACUAAGAGCCGAUGUACCCGCUAAGACGCCUUCGCCACCUGCUGGGUCACUCGCCUGA